UCCUCCUGCUCCUGCCGCGGGUGGGUGGCGGGAGGGGGCGGGCGGAGGGGGGAGGCGCGCCUCUCCUUCGCCCCGCACCGCCGCUGCCGCCCGAGAGGGCACGGCGGCGCGGCGCGCAACGGAGCUGCCGUCUGGCGGGAGGAAGCCCUGAGACGAGCCCCCGGGCAGAGAAGGAGCGAAAAUGGACAUCUCGCAGCUUCCCUGCGCACGUAUUUUUGUUUGUCAGGAUCUGGGGCUUCUGCUGGUCCUGAUGGAAGUCGUGCUGUCAGCUGGCCGAGUGGAUGCCGGUGGAAAGACUUACACAGGACCAUGUGGAGGCAGAGACUGCAGUGGAGGAUGUCAGUGUUUCCCUGAAAAAGGAAGCCGUGGCCAGCCAGGACUUCUUGGAUCUCAGGGGUUCACUGGUCCACCAGGAUUGAUGGGAAUCCCAGGAGUGCAAGGUCCCAAAGGUCACAAGGGUGAAAGAGGACAACCAGGAAUAAGUGGACCCAAAGGAGAAAUGGGGCAAAGAGGAGUCACUGGAUUCCCCGGGGCAGAUGGUGUGCCUGGUCAUCCAGGGCAGCCAGGAUCAAGGGGGAAACCAGGUCAUGAUGGCUGUAACGGGACAGUAGGUGACCCUGGUGACUCGGGAACUCCUGGAUUCUCUGGUUUCCCUGGUACCAUUGGAGUCCAAGGGCCAAAAGGCCAGAAGGGGGAACCCUAUAUACUGCCACCGGAUAUCACAAGCAGAUACAGGGGGGAACCUGGGGAGCCAGGGUUCAAUGGUUUUCCAGGACCUCCAGGUACGCUGGGUAUUCAAGGACCUCUUGGUCCAAGAGGAGAGCGAGGAAGACCAGGACCACCAGGGCCCCCAGGACCACAAGGACCACAAGGUAACAGGGGCCUUGGAUUCUAUGGAGAAAAAGGUGAACAGGGCCCUCCUGGUCCUCCAGGUCCACCUGGGCUUCCUACAAGAGAACUGAUGGGUGUCCCCUCUGACAAACACAAGGGUGAAAGAGGAGACCCUGGACAAAAAGGGGAAGCUGGAAUUCCAGGUGUACUCCUUCGUGUCCCUGAAAAAGGUGAAGAAGGGGUAAUAGGUUUCCCAGGACAAAGGGGACUGCCUGGCAUCAAUGGUUUUCCAGGACUUGGUGGAGAAAGAGGUUUUCCAGGAUUUGAUGGUCCACCAGGUGGCUAUGGUCCUCCAGGAGGCAAGGGGGAGCCAGGCGACAUUGGUCUUCCAGGACCAGAUUCCUAUCUUCCUUCCCACAUCCCAAGGAAAGGUGUAAGAGGUGACCCAGGCUUUCCAGGUGUUUCUGGACUACAGGGAGACCCAGGAGAAGAGGGAGAGCGUGGGCUGCCUGGUCUUCCUGGAUUUUCUGAUGCGGAUGGGGAUAAGCCAGGCUUACCUGGAGAAAUGGGACCGAAAGGUGAAAAAGGUGAAUCAGGAUCUCCUGCUUAUCAGGCAGGCCCGCCUGGCUUUCCGGGUAAACAUGGCACACCAGGACUCCGUGGUCCACCUGGUCCUGCUGGAGCCCCUGGUCCUCUCUUUGGGUUAAAAGGACAGGAGGGGACACCAGGUAGAUUUGGCAUACAAGGUUUCCCUGGGCCAAGAGGACAAAAAGGACCUAAAGGUGAAGAAGGGGAUUGCAGUACAUGCCUUUUGGACGAGGAAAGGAGAAGGGGCUCUACUGGUCCCCCUGGCCCUCCUGGCUUUCCAGGAACUCCUGGCCAGCCUGGGAGGAAAGGAGAACCUGGUGAUCAAGGACCACAUGGUAUUCCUGGCUACCCUGGAGCAAAAGGUUUUUCGGGUCAAGUUGGAUUUCCUGGUCCUAAAGGAGAAAAGGGAGAUUCUUUAUACAUAACUACUAAAGGUACCAAAGGAAUUCGAGGAGAUCCCGGGCUGCCUGGUAUCAGAGGUGGAGAUGGUUUUCCAGGCAGAGAUGGAUUAGAUGGUUUACCAGGACAGCCUGGCUUUCCGGGUGAUGCUGUCAGAGGUUUCCCUGGUGAUCCUGGUUAUCCAGGUGAAUUAGGCCCAAAGGGCUUUCCAGGAGAAGCAGGCCUGCCAGGUGAAGGAUUUCCUGGUCCAAAAGGGUACCGGGGUCCUCCAGGUGACCAUGGACAAGAUGGAAGCCCAGGACCUCCAGGUCUGCCCGGUCUGCCAGGAGAGCCUGGCCAACUAGACUGUGGGCAGGUCACUGAAGACUUUUCUAGAGGAGAUGGAACUGAGCCAAUAUGGUCAGGUGCAGGCUGUGUGAGGCCACCACAGGGAUCCCGAGGCAGUCCAGGACUGCCAGGAGCCACAGGUGCAAAAGGUGCAAGAGGAUUCCCAGGUGAUCCAGGUCCAAUGGGAUUCCCAGGGCUAAAUGGUACACGAGGUGAUCCAGGUCGGGAAGGUUUACCAGGUCCUCCAGGUUUUACUGGGCCCAGGGGAGACAGGGGCCCAAACGGUCUACCCGGACUGCAGGGACACCCAGGCCUCACAGGAAAAUCUGGUGCUCCGGGAGCCACAGGACUGAAGGGCUUACCUGGCGAUGCUUUAGGUGCUGCAGCAGGUUCCCGAGGGGAUGUUGGGCUUCCUGGUUUCCCAGGGUUGAAAGGCUUUCCAGGAGAUCAAGGAGUACCAGGAGCUAGAGGAGCGGAUGGUAUGCCAGGUUUGCCAGGACCCAAAGGAGAGCCAGGGCCACAAGGUCUCCCUGGUUUGAUGGGAUUGCCGGGAACUCCAGGAACACGUGGGUUCCCAGGGCCACCAGGAAACCCUGGGCCAGAUGGCGGGCCUGGUUCUCAAGGACCUAUUGGUCCACCUGGUGCUAGGGGAGAAGAUGGUGAGCAAGGUUUUCCUGGCCCUGUGGGCAUGAAAGGUCUGUCUGGUGACAAAGGCGAAACAGGUUAUCCAGGAUUACAAGGUGUGCCUGGUGUGCCUGGUCCCCCUGGCAUAAGCGGAAUGGAUGGUUUUCCAGGAGACAAAGGUGCAAGAGGUUCACCUGGCAUUGAUGGUUUCAAAGGAAUGACAGGCCUAAAAGGAAGACCAGGCAUCAAGGGAAUCAAAGGAGAAUUUGGCCCACUGGGGGCUCAGGGCGAUAAAGGCUCACAAGGAGCACGUGGUUUUAAAGGUGACCGUGGGGAUCAAGGACCCCCAGGAGAACCCCCAAAGCUCAAGCCCAGCAUGAUGAUGGAAGUUAAAGGUGAAAAAGGAGAUGUUGGAGAAAGGGGCACAAAGGGAUUCUUUGGCUUAAAAGGUAGCAAGGGAAUGCCAGGUGUUCCUGGAAAGACAGGAACUCCAGGGUCCCCUGGGCAUCCCAGCUAUGUGGCUGGUGUGAAAGGAGACAUUGGCGCGAAAGGGCUGACAGGUCUGAAAGGGUAUCCAGGUCCAGCUGGCUCUCCUGGCAUCAGAGGCUUCCCUGGCACCACGGGAAUCAGGGGAGAAAAGGGUAUGCCAGGAAUUUCAGGCCAUUUUGGUACUCCUGGCUCACAUGGUGAAAUAGGUGAGCAGGGAGAAACUAUAAACUUGCCAGGAAUGCCAGGCCUUAAAGGGGAAGUUGGUGUGCCAGGCUUAACAGGCACAAGAGGAAGCACAGGACAAAAAGGUGAAGGUGGCGAUCCUGGUUUCCCUGGCAUUGAAGGCCUGAAGGGCGCUCAGGGUCUCCCUGGUACUGUGGGACAGGAAGGUUUGCCAGGACUGGUUGGCCCCCCAGGACAGCAAGGAAGCCCUGGGAUGACUGGAUUUCAAGGUGAAAAGGGAACUCCCGGCUGGCCUGGCUUACCAGGACAAGCAGGCUUGCCCGGCUUAAGAGGAAUCAGUGGACUGCAUGGUUUACCAGGCACUAAGGGUUUACCAGGAUCACCAGGUCCGGAUGGUUACGGCUCUGCAGGUUUCCCAGGUGCAGUGGGUGACAAAGGAGAAGCAGGAGAGCCAAGCAGAGUGGAAGGCAGCCAAGGACCUCCGGGUCAGAAGGGAGACAGAGGUGUUCCAGGAGUCCAAGGACCCUUUGGCAUUCCUGGGCAGGAAGGACCUCCAGGUCCUCCUGGGAUUUCAAAUAUAUCAGGACAUCCUGGUGAUAAAGGCUCCCCAGGUCUAGAUGGAGUGCCAGGCUAUCCAGGACUACAGGGACAGCCUGGAAUACCGGCUCCGCCAGGAAGCAAAGGAGAAAGUGGACAAACAGGUGUGAGUGGAGAAAUUGGCCCAAAAGGAAGUAGAGGGGAUCCUGGAUUAUCAGGGAGACCUGGCGUUCCUGGCUACCCUGGGCCAAAAGGUCGGAAGGGUGAACAAGGUGUCAUCGGCUUUAUGGGCCCAAUAGGAUUUCCAGGUGAUUUGGGACCUAUUGGACCCAAGGGGGAUAGAGGACUAACUGGCUUUCAGGGGCCUCCAGGCUCCCCUGGGCUGUCCCCUCUUCCUCCAAGGCUGGUUGCUGAGCAAGGUUCACCAGGUCCCCGUGGAAAUAUAGGACCUCCAGGAAGCCCAGGAGAUGUGGGACCUCAGGGUCCACCAGGCGAUCCAGGUUUCAGAGGCGCACCUGGAGAGCCAGGACUCCAGGGCAGGGGUGGAAUUCCAGCUCCUCCCGGCUCCAGAGGUGAACAAGGAGCAACAGGGUUUCAGGGUCCAGUAGGAUUUGAAGGUCAGCCAGGCCGCCCCGGUAGCCCCGGGCUGCCAGGCAUGCCAGGUCGCAGCGUUAGCAUGGGCUACCUGCUGGUGAAGCACAGCCAGUCCGAUCAGGAGCCAAUGUGCCCAGUUGGCAUGAACAAACUCUGGAGUGGAUACAGCCUGCUGUAUUUUGAAGGACAAGAGAAAGCACACAACCAGGAUCUAGGGCUGGCUGGCUCAUGUUUGGCUCGUUUCAGUACUAUGCCAUUCCUCUACUGUAACCCUGGUGAUAUUUGUUACUAUGCAAGUCGAAACGAUAAAUCCUACUGGCUCUCAACUACAGCACCUCUUCCAAUGAUGCCUGUGGCAGAAGAUGAAAUCAAGCCAUAUAUCAGUCGGUGCUCAGUUUGCGAGGCCCCAGCUGUGGCAAUUGCUGUCCAUAGCCAAGAAGCUUCUAUUCCUCACUGCCCUGAAGGCUGGCGCAGUUUGUGGAUCGGAUAUUCCUUCCUUAUGCACACUGCUGCUGGUGAUGAAGGUGGAGGCCAGUCGCUGGUUUCUCCUGGGAGCUGCCUAGAAGAUUUCAGAGCGACUCCUUUCAUCGAGUGCAAUGGAGCACGUGGAACCUGUCACUACUUCGCCAAUAAAUACAGCUUCUGGCUCACUACGAUUGACCAGCCCUUCCAAAGCAAGCCCUCGGCAGAUACACUAAAGGCAGGACUGAUCCGAAGCCAUAUCAGCAGAUGUCAAGUCUGUAUGAAAAACUUAUAGAAGUCUUU
Molecule: messenger RNA, 5337 nt
Organism: Neopsephotus bourkii (Bourke's parrot)
Lineage: Eukaryota; Metazoa; Chordata; Aves; Psittaciformes; Psittacidae
Gene: COL4A2
Product: collagen type IV alpha 2 chain
Exons: 48
Coding region: 182-5329 (1715 amino acids)
Cellular component (GO): collagen trimer; basement membrane
Molecular function (GO): extracellular matrix structural constituent
Source: RefSeq, a predicted model, not a curated record